AUGAUGAGGAAGCUGUUUGCUCUGAUAAUAGCCGCCCACGACGUCUCAGUCUCUUGCAGUACCAGUUGCGUAUUGUAUAACGGUGCUCUUCAAUCUGUGUUAACGAACUCUCAACUCUCAAAGGCAGCCCUCGUUUUCGUAGGGUACACAAUAUGUUUGAGGAAAAGCUUCACAGGACCCAUCCAAUAUUAA
Prunus armeniaca (apricot) is the source of this 192-nucleotide messenger RNA. The record is from the annotation of a GenBank genome assembly. NCBI's taxonomy places the organism in Eukaryota, Viridiplantae, Streptophyta, Magnoliopsida, Rosales, Rosaceae.